AUGGAGACGUCCACCCCACGGCCCCCAACCGCUCCGGCUACCGGUUCCGCCAAUAUAGAGACGUCCGCCGGCGCGGAUGACACCAUUGUUCGCCUCCCAGCGACUCCAGCUACCAAUCCUACCAGCAUAGAGACGUCCGCCAGCACAGAUGACACUACUACCAGCUUAUCCGUAAAAUUCUGGGAGGAUGCCUAUAAUGAAUUCAAAAAAGAAGAGACCGAAUUGGUAAACGCAUAUGAGAAGAUGCUGUCCCGACAGCUACAAAGUGGCUCCAACUCAAUGAUGCUCGAGUCUCAGCCAAAUAUCAAGUCUCAGCCGAACAUCAUCGCCCAAAACAACUUGGACAGACGCCGCCAAAUGAUGCAGCUUAUCAAUGCCGGCCUAGCCAAGACUGAGAGGGAGGCCAAAGUGAAAGAGAGCUGUGGCGGAGUCGUGGACGUUGUUCUAUCUGUUAAGAAAAUUAUAAGUGAGGCAAUCCAGACUGUGCCCCAAGCUGCGCUUCCAUGGACCGGUAUUUGUAUUGCUCUAGAGAUGCUUGCCAACCCUAUAAAAGCGACCGAAGCUAACCGCAAAGGGAUCGACUACGUUGUUAAGAGAAUGGACUGGCAUUGGAAUUCGUCGAAAAGCCUUCUCAAGCUCACCAACAUCAGCGAACUCGAUGGAAUGAGAGGCGAAUUGAAGAUCCAAAUUGUUGGCCUCUACAAAGCGUUCCUCUCUUACCAGAUUAAGAGUGUUUGUGCUUAUUAUCGCACCCGCGGCCUAGCCUUUCUCCGAGAUAUAGUCAAGCUUGACGACUGGGAUGCUGAUUUGGGGGCUAUCCAAGACGCCGAGAAGCGUUUCGACACAGAUGUCCAAACAUACACCACCCAGAAAGGGGCGUCGCAUCUCGAGCAGCUU
Messenger RNA from Sordaria macrospora k-hell, 897 nucleotides. NCBI's taxonomy places the organism in Eukaryota, Fungi, Ascomycota, Sordariomycetes, Sordariales, Sordariaceae. The record is from the annotation of a RefSeq genome assembly.